Messenger RNA from Tribolium madens (black flour beetle), 3690 nucleotides. RefSeq names its product apoptosis-resistant E3 ubiquitin protein ligase 1. Lineage: Eukaryota; Metazoa; Arthropoda; Insecta; Coleoptera; Tenebrionidae. The transcript has 10 exons. Gene Ontology annotation, molecular function: ubiquitin-protein transferase activity. Gene Ontology annotation, biological process: positive regulation of protein catabolic process; negative regulation of apoptotic process; protein polyubiquitination. The coding region runs from base 107 to 3001 and encodes 964 amino acids. The record is from RefSeq and is a predicted model, not a curated record.
CCGUUUGCUGAAAAUAGCGAGAGUCGCCUCCGUCAUUCCUCAUUUGAACAAAAACCGAAAUUCAAAAAAAGCCAAAAAUGUAACCAAAGAUUUCGAAAAUUGUAUUAUGAAGCGUUGUGCCAAAAUAUUUGCAGUUGUAUUUUUGGUUUUUGUUAGUGUGGCCAGUGUUAUUAGACUGUGUUUUUGUUUUUGGUCCGGAUUAUUCGAUUCGGAUAAUAAACCGGAUGAAGUAGAUGUAUGGCUAAAGCAGAACAAUUUGGCACCGUUCAAGGACUGUUUUGUUAACAAAGGCAUAUCCCAGCUGGCCCAAUGCGGCCAAUUGGGCGAUUUGCCAGAACUCCCCGCCUCCGACGAACAACGUCUUCAAAAGGCAGCUGCCUUGUUACAGCAGCGUCUCGUCCUCCGUCAAUGGUUAACAAAAUACAAUCUCCAACAUUACUAUCCUCGUCUCCUUAACCUUGAAGUUACCAGUUUGGAAGACGUCUAUUGGCUAGAAGACACCAAAGCCAAGUCAAUCUUGCAGAAAGAUUUUCCCAAGUGGUCAACUGCAAGACAAUCUUUACCAACAUCGAAACCACAUUUAGAAAUUCUUAAAGCAGACCUGUGGUCCGAGGUUGUCAAGUCCAGCAGCCACCAAGACGCUUGGACAUGGGGAGGCAUGUUGGUCGUUUCUGUGUCAGUUGCCGGUUUGGUAACUUUAGCAGCAAUGACUCAACCAUCAUUGGCUCCCGAAGCUAAACACUCACUCCUCCAAUAUGUAACCGGGAAAUAUUUACUACCAUCGAAUUGCAAAGUGAUCUUUCAUUGGUCCGACCCCCACCCUGUAGGUCAUACAGUUUGUUUCACUGUGCAAUUUUAUCAACGCAAUGGCCAGCCUUAUCCGAUCUGUGAUACAGACAAUUUUGUCGUUGACGUUUCCGAGGGUUCACGAAAAAUGGUGGUUAUAACCGAACUUGGCUCACCAACGGACCCAAACAGUGGUAAUAUUGCCAAAGUUAAGUUCAUGGUGCGUCAUGCAGGCCAGUACAGAAUCACAAUUAUGGUAAGCAAUCAACAUGUGGCCGGAAGUCCUUUUAUGAGGACUUUCAUCGCCGGUCCAGCCUACGCUCAAAGAACUUUGGUUGUGAGACAUUGUAGUACUGUUGUAUGUACUGCAAAUGUCGCACAUUUGUUGUAUAUAGAACCACGUGAUGAAUACGGCAAUAUUUGUAGCUACUCUUCAGAUGAUGAUCCCACACAGGAUUACACAGUCCAUAUUACUCAGUUAGGAACUUAUUCUAAAGAAUCAAAUUUGGACACUGACGACAAUAAUUUUACCACCGCUUUAGAUUACGACUGGCAAAGUCAACGAAUAAGUCUUCAACUUAAAUUUCUCUUUGAAGGUUGUUAUCAUACCACAAUUAAAUACAAAGGAAUCGAGUUACAUAAUGGCGACUUUGACAUUAUUGUUUUGAACAGUAUCGAUUCGACUCUCGUCCACAAAAACGUGGCUUCAAAAAACCACAAUAUUUGCUACGAAGCCAAACUAAUCGGCAUCAACAACGAACGAUUACCAAAACCGAAAAAAGUUUUAUGUUACGUCUCACCCAAACAACUCAUCAUAAAAGAAUUGAUUCUAAAAUUUAUCCCGAAACGAUUAUACACUUUCCGUCUAUGCCCUUCCACUAAGUUCAGUUUUCAAACUGAAGUCAAAACAAUGGACCAUCCUACUGGUUAUUUUACUGUCGACGAUGGUUGCCAACCUAAAAUCGAAUUAAUUUCAAAGGAACGCAACGUCAUAGCCGCCACUUUUGCCCAAUUUCUCCUCAAAAACAUGGGUGGCUCGGAAACGUUCAAAGAUAAACAGGAUUUCUUCUACCAUGAGGUACGCAAGUACCAUCAGAAACACUACCAUGAGAAGCUCUCGAUGAAAGUCAAUCGGGAAAAACUGCUAGAGUCGAGUAUGAAAGCGACAAAGAAUUUUUCAGUGAGCGAGUGGUGCCGAAAUUUCGAGAUAACGUUUCAGGGAGAACAAGGAAUUGACUGGGGUGGUUUGCGCCGAGAAUGGUUCGAGUUGAUUUGUUCACAAUUGUUCGAUGCGAAAAAUUGCUUGUUUACGAGUUUCCAUGAGGGGCAACAGUCGUUGGUGCACCCAAAUCCAAAUCGGCCUUCGCACUUAAAAUUAAGGCAUUAUGAGUUUGCUGGAAAGAUUGUAGGAAAGUGUUUGUACGAGAGUGCUCUAGGGGGGUCCUACCGGCAAUUGGUUCGGGCUAGAUUCACCCGAUCUUUCCUGGCACAAGUAAUAGGUCUAAGGGUCCAUUACAAGUAUUUCGAACAAGACGAUCCCGACUUAUACUUGUCCAAAAUAAAAUAUUUACUCGAGAAUGAUAUCGACCAAAUCGACACUGAACUGUAUUUCGUCGAGGAACAGUAUGACACAUCAGGCCAAUUACUCAAAACUGUCGAAUUAAUUCCCAAUGGUUCAAAAAUCCGAGUUAGAAACGCAACGAAACUCCAGUAUUUGGACGCUUUGGCGCAGUAUCGUCUCGCAACCAGUAUCAAAGACGAAAUGGAGUCGUUUCUCAAAGGCCUAAACGAGCUUAUCCCUGACAAUCUCUUGAGCAUUUUUGACGAAAAUGAACUGGAAGCCUUCCAGUUACUCCUAUGUGGGACGGGUCAGUAUAGCAUAGCCGAUUUCAAGCAACACCACGUGAUUAACGGCAAUUCUGCGGAAUUUCGACGAAUUGUGGGCUGGUUUUGGGCAGCUGUGGGUAAUUUCACACAGGAGGAGAUGGCAAGACUGUUGCAAUUCACAACGGGGUGUUCGCAGUUGCCCCCGGGUGGGUUUAAGGAAUUGACUCCGAAAUUUCAAAUCACUGCGGCUCCCACUUUUGGAAAUCUUCCGACAGCACAUACUUGCUUCAAUCAACUUUGUUUGCCGGAUUACGACUGUUAUGAGCAUUUUGAGAAAUCUCUUCUUCUUGCUAUAAGUGAAGGAACAGAAGGAUUUGGCAUGGUUUGAAUGCAGUAUUGUUUUUAACUAUUUUUUACAUAUUGCACAGGAUUUUAACUUCUGUUAUAUUGUUUGUGAUAUUUAUUCACGGUACAAAAUUAUUAUUAAGUGAUAAACACAAUUUAAUCAAAGUAUGGACGAACAUAGUGUACAGAUUGUGAUAAAAGUAAUGUAAAACAGUGUUCAUUAAAUUAUUAACUUAGGGUAGGUUUAUUUAUGCUUCAUAGGUGAUAGAGCUUUUAAUAAAAAAGAGUUAAACUUUAUCAAAUUAUACUAAACGGACAAAAUAUUCGACAUUGUUACUUUUUGUAUUGUAUUUUCAGAUCUCUACUUAUUUUUGACUAUGUACUUAAGCUGUUUUUGCAUUUAUAGAUAUAGGUACUUUUAUUUCACAUUCAUGUAAGAUAUUGUAAUUUUCUUUUUGACAUUAAAAACUUAUUAUAGACUUAUCUAACAGCAAUUGUUAUCGACCUAUUGUUAAACUUCUAUUUUUCUUGGGACCAGUGAGUUUCAAACUACGGUAAAGCUUACACAAAAUUAGAAAUUGUUAAUAAGACGACAAUAGUAUCUAAAACGCCUUUUAGACAUAGUUGUUGCUGUUAGAAUAAAAUUUGAAUUUACAUUGUCUAGAAUCGUAAAGAGUAUAUAUACGAUGUAAUUAUAAAAGAAAAAAAUAUAAUAAAUUGGAAGAAUUACUU